Balaenoptera musculus (blue whale) is the source of this 636-nucleotide messenger RNA. Its product is annotated as TM2 domain-containing protein 1-like. Gene Ontology annotation, biological process: apoptotic signaling pathway. Lineage: Eukaryota; Metazoa; Chordata; Mammalia; Artiodactyla; Balaenopteridae. Gene Ontology annotation, molecular function: amyloid-beta binding; G protein-coupled receptor activity. The record is from RefSeq and is a predicted model, not a curated record.
AUGGCGGCCGCUUGGCCCUCCGGGCUGGUUGCUUCUGAGACUGCUGCCGCUGGGCUCCUGGGUGUUCUGUGGUUUGCGUCAGUAAUCACGGGACCUUGGGGAGCUGCCACGGGCGGCGAGGAGACACUUACGUGCGAGGACCUCAAAGUGGGACAAUAUAUUUGUAAGGAUCCAAAAAUAAAUGAUGCUACACAAGAACCAGUUAACUGUACAAACUGCACAGCUCAUGUUCCAUGUUUUCCAGCACCUAACAUGACUUGUAAGGAUUUUAGUGGCAAUGAAACACAUUUUACUGGAAACGAAAUUGGUUUUCUCAAGCCCAUAUCUUGCCGAAAUGUAAAUGGCUAUUCAUACAAGGUGGCGGUUGCACUGUCUCUUUUUGUUGGAUGGUUGGGAGCAGAUAGAUUUUACCUUGGAUACCCUGCCUUGGGUUUGUUAAAGUUUUGCACUGUAGGACUUUGUGGAAUUGGGAGCCUAAUUGAUUUCAUUCUUAUUUCAAUUAAGAUUGUUGGACCUUCAGAUAGAAGUAGUUACAUUAUAGAUUAUUAUGGAACCAGACUUACAAGACUGAGUAUUACCAAUGAGAAAUUUAGAAAAACUCAGUUAUAUCCAUGAAUAUUGUUUAAAAGAAACAGA